Molecule: messenger RNA, 1661 nt
Organism: Solanum stenotomum
Lineage: Eukaryota; Viridiplantae; Streptophyta; Magnoliopsida; Solanales; Solanaceae
Product: alanine--glyoxylate aminotransferase 2 homolog 1, mitochondrial
Exons: 9
Coding region: 30-1451 (473 amino acids)
Biological process (GO): glyoxylate catabolic process
Cellular component (GO): mitochondrion
Molecular function (GO): pyridoxal phosphate binding; L-alanine:glyoxylate transaminase activity
Source: RefSeq, a predicted model, not a curated record
UGUGUGUUGGGGCAACUGGUUGAUCAACUAUGGCGUUACAGAGGAAAUUACUAAAUGGGUGUGCCGGAAUUCCCAAAUUUAGGUGGUUGUCCAACGAGGGGUUGAGGCAUUUUUCCGGUCAAGUGGCGGCGCCGAUGGAAUUGCCGCCGUUUGACUACCAACCAAAGCCGUAUAAAGGACCUUUGGCUGAUGAAGUGUUGGAGAAAAGAAAGAAGUUUUUGGGUCCUUCACUCUUCCAUUACUACCAAAAACCUCUAAAUAUUGUUGAAGGGAAGAUGCAAUAUUUGUAUGAUGAGAAUGGAAAACGUUAUCUUGAUGCUUUUGCUGGAAUAGUUACUGUCUCAUGUGGUCAUUGUCAUCCUGAAGUAUUGGAUGCCAUCAUGGAGCAAAGCAAGCUUCUUCAACAUGCUACAACCAUAUAUCUACAUCAUGCAAUAGGCGAUUUUGCCGAAGCAUUGGCAUCUAAGAUGCCAGGAAACCUGAAGGUAGUAUAUUUCGUAAAUUCAGGGACAGAAGCAAAUGAAUUAGCAAUGUUGAUGGCACGAUUGUACAGUGGUCACUUAAAUAUGAUUGCUUUGAGGAAUGCAUAUCAUGGUGGAAGCUCUAACACAAUUGGGCUAACUGCUCUUAACACAUGGAAGUACCCUAUUCCACAGGGUGAAAUCCAUCAUGUUCUAAAUCCUAACCCAUAUCGUGGAGCAUUCGGAUCGGAUGCUAAAAGAUAUGCUGAAGAUGUACAGGAUCACAUUGAUCAUGGUACUUCAGGAAAGGUUGCUGGUUUUAUUGCUGAAACAAUUCAGGGGGUUGGAGGAACAGUUGAAUUAGCCCCUGGAUACUUGAAGUUGGUUUAUGAUAUUGUUCGCAAAGCGGGAGGUGUUUGUAUUGCUGACGAAGUACAAACCGGCUUCGGUCGAACAGGGAGCCACUACUGGGGUUUUGAGACACAGGGUGUGACUCCUGAUAUAGUUACAAUGGCAAAGGGUAUUGGAAAUGGUUUACCACUUGGAGCUGUUGUCACAACACCAGAAAUUGCAAGUGUUAUGGCUCAAAAGAUACAAUUUAAUACAUUUGGUGGAAACCCUGUUUGCUCUGCUGGUGGACAUGCAGUACUCAAAGUUAUUGAAAAGGAACAACGCCAAAAGCAUUGUGCUGAGGUUGGCUCACACUUGAUUGGACGGCUGAAGGAUCUAGAGAAAAGAUACGACAUAAUUGGAGAUGUGAGAGGCCGGGGUUUAAUGCUCGGUAUCGAACUGGUAACUGACAGAAAAGAAAAGACACCCGCCAAGGCAGAAACUGGAGUUCUCUUUGAGAAGCUUAAAGAUCUUGGUGUUCUAGUAGGGAAAGGUGGUUUUCAUGGAAAUGUUUUCAGAAUAAAACCUCCCAUGUGUUUCAGCAAGGAUGAUGCAGACUUCCUAGUUGAUGCAUUGGACUAUUCUCUUUCAAAGUUGUGAGCAUAUGGCAUAUUGUUGUGAGAUUGCUCAGUUGAUUCUCUUUCAACCAUAGGACGCAGCUUAUUCCACUACAAUAACAAUGUAAAAGAAAGCAAGUGAUGCUUCAUUCCUCUUAUUUUAUUCCGCACCAAAUGAAAUAAAUGCAUUAUCAAAUAAAAUUUCCAUUUUGAUACCUUUUUUCAAUUAUUGGAUUAGUAGAUUUAUUAAAAG